AUGCUGCUUCGAACAAGCCUGAGGGCUCGCCUACUACGGCCUGCUGGCUUUCGCGUUGUGCGCUUCAAGUCUUCAGCACCGCUUAUUCGUAUCGACAAUGGUACCUUCUACAAGCAAUACCCGACCGAAGACAAUGCCGCGACCAACCUCCCUCUGUACCCGAACCUGAACUUCACUCUGCCCUCCGACGUGGUAACCUCUCCGCAGAAUGAAACCUCCCUGCAGCAUUGGGCCGUCAUUGGACCUUCCGGGCGAACGGAUCUACUCGACAUUUUCCGUGGCCAGCACAUCUCAAUUCCUCCCACCGCCCGAUCAUAUCCCUACCUCCUCUCCGAUGAAAUUGCUGCGAAGGACCCCAAGCUGCGCAUUAUUGGGAAUGCGAUUCAAUACAUUGGGUUCAGCGGUGAAGGCUCCGGUGCCAUUGGAGGCACUCGCGGCGCAUAUCUGAGUGCGCGCUAUGAGAGUCUUCGCGAGGAGACCGAUUGGACGGUGGAGCAGUUCCUACGGGGACAGACAUCGUUGAAUCCCCCAGAGGGAGAAGAAAAUGGCACCUUGAAGGAUGAGCAGUUGCUGCAGGAAGUCGUCACUGAUCUGCACCUCGAAUCGCUGCUUAACAUGCCAGUCGCAAAUCUGAGUAACGGACAAACGAGACGGGCACGUAUUGCCAAGGCCCUGCUGGAGAAGCCGGAACUGUUGCUCCUAGAUGAGCCAUUCAUGGGAUUGGACCCGGCCACUGCCCGAAGUAUCUCAAACCUGCUUCACCGACUGGCAGAGAAACAAUCACCCCGGCUGGUGCUAGCACUUCGCCCUCAGGAUCGCGUGCCAGACUGGAUUUCCCAUAUAAUCAUGGUGGGCAAUAAUCACCAGGUCCUUCAACAAGGGACAAAGUCGGACAUUCAUGCGACUCUUGAAGCUUGGCAGACGAUGCCCGUAAAAGGAUACAGAAUUCCCAAGGACACUGAAAAAAGAGACAAAUUACUUGAAUUCCGCGCCCACAUGGAAUCUGGGAAUCUCGACGAGCAAUUACUCCAGGACUUUGCGUUGAACCAGACCAAAAAGUCUUCCAAACAAGGCGCAACAUUUUUGGGCGGAGAGGCUCUCAUUGAAUUGGAUGGGGUUCGUGUCCAGUACGGCGACAAGGUCGUGCUGGGUGACUGGAAACAGAAAGUGGACGACGAGAUCAAGGAUGGCCUUCACUGGCGGGUGCGCCGAGGGCAACGUUGGGCAAUUCUUGGUGCCAACGGUUCCGGGAAGACGACGCUGCUGUCCUUGAUCACGUCGGACCAUCCACAAGCAUACUCACAGCCUAUUAAAAUGUUCGGUCGCUCUCGUCUUCCCGAGGCGGGCAAGCCCGGAAUCUCCAUUUUUGAACUUCAGUCUCGCAUGGGUCAUUCAUCACCUGAGAUUCAUGCCUUCUUCCCGCGCCAGUUGACAAUCCGCCAGGCUCUGGAGUCGGCCUUUGCGGAGACUUUCCUGUCAAAGCCCAAUUUGGAUCACGAGAAAGAUCUCGAUGUGAGCGCUGCCCUUCGUGCGUUUAAGGCUGAGCUUGACCCCAACGCAUCCCAUGAAGAAGCACCGCUGGUUUCUCUAGAUAAGAUGUUCCCAAGACUCGAACCGGAAGGAACAAAGCCAAAGAAGAAGCCUGCCACGAGUUUCUAUAUGCCCUUGGAAUACCAGGUUGACUACGCCGACAACGUCAAGUUUGGUGAGCUGAGCACGGCACAGCAACGAAUCGUGUUGUUCUUGCGUGCGAUGAUCCACAAACCGGACAUUGUCAUCCUUGACGAACCCUUCUCGGGCUUGACAGCCUCACAGCGCGAUAAGUGCUUACAGUUUAUCGACAAGGGAGAGGCCCUUCCCGGCUCGGCUCUUCCCCGUGGCAUCCAAUUACGACACCGCGGUCUAUCGGAGGACCAGGCCUUGGUUUUGAUCAGCCACGUGAAGGAGGAAAUCCCCGACAGUGUGCGAUAUUAUAUGCGCCUACCGUCGGAACUAGGCGAAGGCGCUGAACCUGUCGAUUUCCGUGCCGGCAUGCUCAAGAGUUCCAGUGUUUUGAGUGACCCCAAAGUUUGGGAUUUGGUGUGGUCCCCAGCUGAACGAUUCUCAGAAAAGAGCCAGAAGACUACCAUGAAUCGAAAGCCGGAGAAUAUCGCCAACGACGAUUACGAGAGGUUUGGAUAUUACACGAUAUAG
This is a messenger RNA of Penicillium cataractarum, 2193 nucleotides long. RefSeq names its product putative ABC transporter. Gene Ontology annotation, molecular function: ATP binding; ATP hydrolysis activity. NCBI's taxonomy places the organism in Eukaryota, Fungi, Ascomycota, Eurotiomycetes, Eurotiales, Aspergillaceae. Gene Ontology annotation, cellular component: mitochondrion. The transcript has 2 exons. The record is from RefSeq and is a predicted model, not a curated record. Bases 1 to 2193 code for a protein of 730 amino acids.